AGCAGCGUUCAGUCUCACUCUAUCUGUCUACAUGGGCUGCAGACUCUCUGUGUUUAAUCGUUUUUUUAUUCAUAACUCUACACUAGAGACAACUGCCUGCUGAGCUGUUAUAGAGACGACGAUUCGUCUGGAUUUUAGUAUUAAAGAGUUCUAGUCUAAUCUUUUACCUCACACGGAAAAAUAAUAAUAAUAAUUUAUAUAUAUAUAUAUACAUGUACUGUGUCCUGGAAGCAAACUGAGGGUUUUUUUCCUUUUCGGGCAAAACAGCGCUGAUAGACGCACUUUCUCUCGUAUGUUUAAUUAGAGAUGUUCCUCAGGUAGUGUAUCGGUGAGAUACUUGUUUCCAAGGAUCAGACAGCGACUGAUAGUUGCUGUAAACUGUCUAAAAACGGCAAUUAAACACAGGUGACUGCGGCUCAAAGCUGUCGGAGGACAUGGAAUCCACAAAGGCUGGUGGAGUAAUAGCAUACAUCAGCUCAUCGAGCUCGGCCUCCAGUCCAGAGUCAUGCCACAGUGACUCUUCCAACAGCAGCUAUCAAUCCUGCUCUUCACCUCACUCCUCGUCCUCGCCCAGCUGUCAGCAGGGCCAACAGGGCGAGGCCCUUCCUGUGGCCCCUCAAGCCCACCCCCCCAGGCACGGUGGAGGGAAGGCACGAUCACCCUCCACUGCCAGAAGUGGCAUUACAAAGAUUAACGGUCUGGUGCUCCUGUGUAAAGUGUGUGGAGAUGUGGCGUCAGGAUUUCACUAUGGCGUUCACGCCUGUGAGGGAUGUAAGGGUUUCUUCAGGAGAAGCAUUCAGCAGAACAUUCAGUAUAAGAAGUGCCUUAAGAACGAGAGCUGCCCCAUCAUGCGCAUCAACAGGAACCGAUGCCAGCAGUGCCGUUUUAAGAAGUGUCUGCUUGUGGGCAUGUCCAGAGAUGCUGUGCGUUUCGGUCGCAUUCCCAAACGAGAGAAGCAACGCAUGCUGCUGGAGAUGCAGAACGCCAUGAACAACAUGAUGAACAACAGCCACGGCAACCAGCCCCUGCCUCUUAGCAACCAGAUCGACAGAGCAUCCGAGGACAGCGGCUCGGGCCCCUCGUCAUGCUCCCCCUCCACCUCCCCCAGGAGCAACCGAUCCGAGCCCAGCCCCGCCCCCGAGCCGCUGGUCACUAUGGAUACGAGCCCAAGCUCAGACUCCUCCAGCACCACGGACAGUGGGGAGGAAGAGGUCAUCGGUACAGUAACUAGAGCACACCAGGAGACAUUCAUGUACAAUCAGGAGCAGGGCGGCGCACCUUCGGAGGCCCCUAACAACUUCAACCACUGCACAGAGGAUGCCUGGAACUGGCAGAACAAUGCAUCCUCAGUGACCAAUCACAACCCUCCGUUGAGCUGUGGUCCACUGGGUCCUGAAGAGUCCAGCAGCUGCCCCGUCAGACCACAUAACAGCAGCUCUGGAGGGCCAUCUCUACAGAACUUCAGCCUCAGAGCUCAUAAUGACAAUGAAACACGCGGCAGCUAUGGUGUCCCGCCAUGUGCUCGGGGGAACAGGAUGCACCUGGUUUGUCCCAUGAACACGUCGCCCUACGUGGACCCUCAGAAGUCGGGUCACAGUAUCUGGGAGGAGUUCUCCUUGAGCUUCACCCCAGCAGUCAGGGAGGUGGUGGAGUUUUCCAAGCGCAUCCCAGGAUUCAAAGACCUGUCCCAGCAUGACCAGGUCAGCCUGCUCAAGGCCGGCACCUUUGAGGUGCUGGUGGUGCGCUUUACAUCGCUAUUCGAUGUGAAGGAGCGUGCUGUUACGUUUCUGAGUGGCAGGAAGUACAGCGUGGAGGCGCUGCGCUCUAUGGGGGCUGGAGACCUCCUCAACUCAAUGUUUGACUUCACAGAGAAGCUGCGAGCUCUGAACCUCAGCAAGGAGGAGAUGAGUCUCUUCACAGCCGUAGUACUGGUGUCAGCGGAUCGUUCUGGUCUUGAGAAUGUGAAUUCGGUUGAGGCACUUCAGGAGACUCUGAUCCGAGCUCUGCGCAGCUUGAUCACCAAGAACCAUCCCAACGAGAUCGCCAUCUUCACCAAACUGCUCCUCAAACUGCCUGACCUGCGCUCCCUCAACAACAUGCACUCGGAGCAGCUCCUGGCCUUCAAGGUCCACCCCUGAGCACCCCGUGACACCCCCAAGAACUGUGGACCACGCUCCUCAUCCACCUCCAGAAGCCCCGGGCCUGCUCCAGUGGUCCACUCAGUCUGUUCUCAACUCAUACCCACCACUGAGGUUUCUUCCCAUGACAUUCAAAGGACUGCUGGGUUUAUAUGGAGGGAGAGGGGGGCAGAUACUUCAGAAAUCAUUGUACUGUAAAAUGGUAACGCCUCUGUUUAUGCUAACGCACACAACUCGCAGACACAAACUGGAAAGGUUUCAUUGUAGAUGCUUAAGAGGGUUUGUAUGAUUAUGGCGUUUGUGUGUACAUAGAGGCACCUUGAAUUUGUAUUUCGAUUUAUACAGUCUGUGCAAUAAGUGACACGUUCACUGUUUUUGGAUAGUUUAUUUGUUGGUCGUUUUAAUCAUUUCAGAGAUUGGCUGUGUACACAGGCACAGGAAGUAAUCUAUUGCUUGUAGCUUAAGACAAAACGAGAAACUAAUACACAGAGCACAGUUUAAUGUCCUUUCCAAUGUGAAGAAAAGAAAGUGCAACAACUAUGAAAUGGAAGAAUGUGGAACAAGCUGCUAAUCAGAGCUUUCCCGUGAAGAGGCACACGAAAGUUUAACGGAUAGAUAUAUUUUUAUAGUUCGUCUUUAUUCUUAAAACCUCUAAUCAAGUGAAAAGGAAGCCACUCUCUCCUUAUGCCAGAGACAUACUCUACACAAGUAUGUAAACACUAAACAAGCUUGAUUAUGUGUGUUGUUAUGUUCCGAAAUGUGUCCCAUCGCAACACAAGCACAAGCUGCAUUCUCAGCAUUGCCAGAAGGGGUGCUAUUAGAUUAACUUCUUCAGUCAGUUUGCUCUUUCAUGUCAACUGCUGUCAUUGUGAAGGAACAGUUUGGAGAGAAUCUUAAAAGUUAGUUCAUGUUAGUUAAAGUCGAUAUGUUUACCUGGCACAGAUAUUUCAAAGUUGUGUAUGUUCAACAGGACCUUGUGUUUGCAAUGCACUGGCCAAGCAUUCACAUCCACACUUGCAUAUUUGCAUAAAGUAUGUUUUUAGCCUUAGAUCUGCAAAAUGGUGCAUCUGUGUGUAUGUUUUGAGUCGUAGAGCUUUUAGGAAUGAAACAACAUUUGAUGAUGAUGAUGAUGCAAAACAACAAAAGGAUGUGUAUUAUCACUAUAAGAUGGGACACAAAUCCAUCUGCAGUAAUGUAUGCAUAUUGCUGAGGCCACACCCUUACUGACACCUGAUGAUUGGGUGAUACUUCUCAGACAGGCUGAAUAUUUAUGAUGAGUUUUUUGAUGGAUGUUUGGGAGGACACACUCCCAUUCACAAAAAUGUAAUUCUGUUCAUUUCACUUUUUUUUUUCUGUAAAGUGAAAGUUCUUGUAGAAUUCUUGUUUUUUCUGUGAUAAGCUGUAGUCAGUGAAUGGUGUGUUUUGUGUUGUUGGACCAGACAGGAAGUGAAAACAGGAUAUGACUUGAAACCCCACCGAGCAGCACCAUUACUCAAGCAAUGCCUCUUGAAGAUACUUCUUGGGUGGGUUUGAAUCUCAAAGCCGCUGCAGAUGAUUAGUGAUGUACAGAUGGAUGUAAUGUUGAGUUAUGUUCUCUCUUAGUGUUCAGCCUGCGGUUCACUCAGUGUCAGCGUUGUGUUGCCAUAUUCCAGUCUGUCAGGUUUUUUUUUUUCUGUGAAAGCAUUGUAAAAUAGCUAGAUUUCUCUCUCUAUAUAAUAUAAUAUAAUUAAAUACAUAUAAAAUAAGAAAAUAAACAUAUAAAUGCUGAUCUUUCUCUUGAUGUAUCAUUUGCGGAGAACAUGCAACAGAUGCAAAGACAAAACCAUUUAAGUGAAAUGGACACACAUCAUUGAUUAUUUAUACAAAACAGGCUACAACACUAAGAGAAGUUCACAUAACAUGGAUUCAGUUUGUACUGAUCUGUUAGACAUGUUCAGAAGUAUUUGCCUAUAUUUUGGCACAACCUCCGGCUACCAUUUUCUAAAAUAAUAACAAUAAAAAAAAUUAAAAAAAGUGUUUCUCAAUACGCUCGAGUCAACACUGUCAGAUACAAAGUAAUGUGUUAAUUAUUAAACAUAUGACAAAUCUAGCAUUGGAUUAGUGAUUAGCCAUCUGCCAGAAAAUCUAAUGUGGUGGACAGCUUAUUGUGUUGUUGACAACAUAAGCAUAACGCACAUUCAUCAUUUUGUUUUUCCAGUGUUGCUAGCUACUAAUAGGGCAAAUGGAAUUUCUAUAAAAUGUGGAAAUUGUGCAUUUGUUUGCAUUUCCUCAGUGUGAAUGCACAAUGUCUGCCAAAAUUCAUGUGCAUGAUUCAUUUGAAAUUUGUAAUGGGAAUGUCUCCAUUUGUAAUUUUGUUUCUUCAGUGUUACGCUACUUAAAAUGACUUAAAACUAUUUCUUUACAGUUUGUGUGACUGACAUAUGGUUGAGACAGAAAAGUUAAGCACAAUUAUUUAAAAUGAUAAAAACUAUAAAACUCGGCAUAUGAGAGGAAAGGAUAAGGGCUGACUUGAAAUGACCUAAUUUUAUAAAUGUUUUCAUAAAUAUCUAAUGAUGUUGACAAAAAAAUAUUGCAACCUUAUAACAGUAUCAUUUUAAAUGAACCUCUUCCUUCUGUCAGGACAUCGAAAUCUUAAAGCUGAAGUGUGUUUCUUAUUCUUUGUUAAAAUACUUUCUCUUAUCUAAGCUUAAUAUGCACUUAUAGACAGCUGUAAGUAAGUAUUUGUUGUUCAUGUUCUUGAAAAGUGUAAGCACCGUGUCUCUGUGGUGCUAUAAAAAUUCCUCUGUUUUGAGGACCGUCAAGCACGACAUGACAACAUUGAUUCAACCAAUGGCGUGAUUUGUGGGAGGGACUAUCUGUUUGUUCGAUCAACAGCAGUUGGGAGGGCGUUUUCGACAAAGAUGUUUUAAAAUUAUUUUUAUUUUUGCAAUUCCGUUCAGUGGAGCUAGUGGUGCAGAAACGACACACUUCAGCUUUAAGUUUAAUGUUUUAAUCUGGACGAAGAACUGAGUUAUGGUCUGAGAACAGAUGGUUUUAGGGGUAAUGAGUGAUGUAAUGUCAAUUUUGAUUCAAUAAAUAGUAAAUAAAAUGCUACAUUUGUGUUAAGAA
Messenger RNA from Myxocyprinus asiaticus (Chinese sucker), 5246 nucleotides. It is a transcript of the gene nr1d2b, whose product is annotated as nuclear receptor subfamily 1, group D, member 2b. The transcript has 8 exons. Lineage: Eukaryota; Metazoa; Chordata; Actinopteri; Cypriniformes; Catostomidae. The record is from RefSeq and is a predicted model, not a curated record. Gene Ontology annotation, molecular function: nuclear receptor activity; zinc ion binding; RNA polymerase II cis-regulatory region sequence-specific DNA binding. Gene Ontology annotation, biological process: negative regulation of transcription by RNA polymerase II; positive regulation of transcription by RNA polymerase II; hormone-mediated signaling pathway. Bases 435 to 2138 code for a protein of 567 amino acids.